This is a messenger RNA of Branchiostoma belcheri (Belcher's lancelet), 1792 nucleotides long. Its product is annotated as tyrosine-protein kinase receptor torso-like. Bases 66 to 1322 code for a protein of 418 amino acids. The record is from RefSeq and is a predicted model, not a curated record. Gene Ontology annotation, cellular component: signaling receptor complex. Lineage: Eukaryota; Metazoa; Chordata; Leptocardii; Amphioxiformes; Branchiostomatidae. Gene Ontology annotation, molecular function: transmembrane receptor protein tyrosine kinase activity; ATP binding. The transcript has 9 exons. Gene Ontology annotation, biological process: positive regulation of kinase activity; protein phosphorylation; cell surface receptor protein tyrosine kinase signaling pathway.
ACGCUACCGAAAUCACCAACGGUCGAGUCAUCGCGAACGACCCCUUCUGCUCUGGGAACGUGGCCAUGUUCUCCUGCGACCCUGGGUACGAGCUCGUGGGCACGUUGUGGGCCACCUGCCGAGAGAACGGGAGUUAUGAUCAAGACAUUCCGACUUGUCAACUGAUCUGUUCUACAUGGUGGAGAGGACAAAACUGCCAACACCUGAGUGCCUCAGCUCUCGGCGGCAUCAGUGCGGCAGCAGCUCUGGUCGUGAUUGUCGUGAUAUUCAUAGCGAUUAUAGUUCUACUGAAAAUGAGGGGAACAGGGCCCAAAUACUCCCCAGUGCAUGGCCAACUUACAUUCUCGGCUAUGGGCGAGUUGCGGGCAGACGCUCCUCCCAAGCCACAGCUGACCUUGUUUGAGGUGGACCCUGCGAGGCUGGAGAUAUGUGAGAAGAUAGGAAGAGGUGCCUUCGGUGUCGUCUCCCGCGCACUGCUUCACCUCGACAACGAGACGACCAGGGAGGUCGCCGUCAAGACGUUUUCAGCGAGCUCUGAAGAAGAGGACAAGCUGAGUUUCCUCCAGGAGAUCCGGGCAGUGGUGGACCUGGGGACGCACGACAACCUGCUGGGGCUAAUCGGCUGCUGCACGCUGGUGGGAGACCUUAUGUAUCUCAUCACGGAGUUCAUGCCGCACGGAGACCUGAAGAGUUUCCUUGGAAAGUGCAGGGAUUUUAAGCAGAAGAAUCCGUACGUCCAGGUCGCGGUUGAGGGGUAUUACAAAUCAUCCAACCGUAUUUACAAAUUUCAAGAGAAAGAGAUGUACAAGGUCUCUUUGCAGAUCGCGAAAGGAAUGGACCACAUCGCUAAAGCUGACUACAUCCACGGUGACCUGGCGGCACGGAACGUGCUGGUCGGAGACAACUUGCAGGUAAAGAUUUCCGACUUCGGGCUGGCAGACCACAUCUACAGCCGGGGGUACCGGCGGCAGGACCGGCUCCGGAAAAUUCCGUGGAAGUGGAUGGCUCCGGAGCGACUGACGGACGGGGAACGGUACACCUCACAGAGCGACGUGUGGUCUUUCGGGGUCAUGCUGUACGAGAUAGCCACGCUAGGGGGCAGCCCGUAUCCUGACGUGCCCACAGCUGACCUGCCGGUUCAACUGAAGAACGGAUACAGAAUGCCACAACCUGCCGACUGCCCCCAACCCCUGUACGACCUAAUGCUGCAAUGUUGGCGCCUCGACCCCGAGGAUCGGCCCUUCUUCCACAGACUCGCCACGGAACUGGAGAAACUCUUCAACGACGAAGUUGACCUCGUGGAGAAGGAGACCAGUGUUUAGGUGUCCGUGUGGGGCAGUCAGAAACAAAUUAUUCACCUGUUCUAAGCACUUAUAAAUGGUGCAUGCUAUUAGAUGGUUUCGUGAGUCCAGACUAUCAGGUCAUGUCCAAGCAGUUUAGCUCACUGAAGAGAAGAGACAGACGAUAUGUACAGUGUGUACAGGUUCAUUUUACCGAGGAUAUUCUCAACCUUCCAACAAGCCAAGGAUAGGGACUACAGAUGAAACUGGACUACGCACUGAACUCGACAAGUACUGAACUAUCAAUACAUCAUAACUGUAUAUUUGUAAACAUUAUCGGUGUAGCAUUGAAAAUUCACAUCACUAUAUGGCCGACACAUUAUUACAUACAUGUACAUUUGUAUCUGUAAAUAUCAAGGAGGUACUUUUCACGCAAUCAUGUGAUAGCAUGAUAGAUAUUAACCUGCCAACGUUUCGAUAAUCAUUCUGGAAAACCAUUCCACUACUCUUCU